Pogonomyrmex barbatus (red harvester ant) is the source of this 1372-nucleotide messenger RNA. It is a transcript of the gene RpL3, whose product is annotated as ribosomal protein L3. Gene Ontology annotation, biological process: translation. Gene Ontology annotation, molecular function: RNA binding; structural constituent of ribosome. NCBI's taxonomy places the organism in Eukaryota, Metazoa, Arthropoda, Insecta, Hymenoptera, Formicidae. The record is from RefSeq and is a predicted model, not a curated record. Gene Ontology annotation, cellular component: ribosome; cytosolic large ribosomal subunit.
UUUAAAGUUCGCGACACUGUAGUCAGGUAUAAAAACAGAUCACCCUUCCCAUAUCCUCCAUUUUCUUCGUCAGCAGCAUCAUGUCGCACAGGAAGUUCAGCGCCCCUCGACACGGGUCGAUGGGUUUCUACCCAAAAAAGAGAUCCCAGAGGCAUCGCGGAAAGGUAAAGGCUUUUCCGAAGGAUGAUCCCAGCAAGCCUGUGCACUUAACGGCUUUCAUCGGCUACAAAGCUGGUAUGACUCACGUUGUGAGGGAAGCCGAUCGUCCGGGAUCAAAGGUGAAUAAAAAGGAGAUUGUAGAAGCAGUUACUAUCCUCGAGACACCACCAAUGAUUGUGGUUGGUCUUGUCGGAUAUAUUGAAACGCCACAUGGACUUCGAGCACUUGCCACUGUCUGGGCUGAGCACUUGUCAGAGGAUUGCCGCAGGCGUUUCUACAAGAAUUGGUACAAGAGUAAGAAGAAGGCGUUCACGAAAGCAUCGAAGAAAUGGCAAGAUGACCUCGGUCGCAAAUCCAUCGAGGCAGACCUCAAAAAAAUCAAGAAGUACUGCAGUGUUGUUCGCAUUAUCGCGCAUACUCAGAUGAAACUAUUGAGGCAGCGUCAGAAGAAGGCUCAUAUCAUGGAGAUUCAAUUGAACGGUGGUACUAUCGAGGAUAAGGUGCAAUGGGCGCGCGAACAUCUGGAAAAACCAGUGCCCGUUAGUAACGUAUUCGCUUCCGACGAGAUGAUUGAUGUUAUUGGAGUUACAGGAAAAGGGUACAAAGGUGUUACAUCCAGGUGGCACACGAAGAAAUUGCCACGCAAGACUCACAAGGGUCUGAGAAAGGUUGCCUGUAUUGGUGCUUGGCAUCCCAGCCGCGUGUCCUUCACAGUCGCACGUGCUGGCCAGAAAGGAUAUCAUCAUCGCACAGAGAUGAACAAGAAGAUCUACAGAAUCGGUCAGGGAAUUCACACCAAGGAUGGCAAGAUCGUGAAAAACAACGCCUCAACGGAGUACGAUCUUACUGAGAAGACUAUCACGCCUAUGGGUGGCUUCCCGCAUUACGGUGAAGUAAACAAUGACUUCAUCAUGAUCAAGGGAUGCUGCAUGGGUCCGAAGAAGCGCGUGAUUACUCUCAGGAAGUCCUUGUUGGUGCAUACCAAGAGAUCAGCGCUGGAGAAAAUCAAUCUCAAGUUCAUUGAUACCAGUUCCAAAUUCGGACAUGGUCGCUUCCAAACUGUCGCUGACAAGACUUCCUUCAUGGGUCAACUCAAGAAGGACCGUCUGCGCGAGGAAGAAGCGCGAAAUGUCGGCUUGCCGACCGCCCAGCCAGCGCAAUAAAAUUCUAUUGCAAGAUUUAUGAGAAAAAAAAUAAAUUUUUAAAAACCAUA